Molecule: messenger RNA, 745 nt
Organism: Pelagomonas calceolata
Lineage: Eukaryota; Pelagophyceae; Pelagomonadales; Pelagomonadaceae
Source: the annotation of a GenBank genome assembly
CCGAGUCUAAUCGCUGCGUCUAGGACAAAAGUGAUCACAAAAAAGCGACGCCAGGCGUGACACGAUCGGCAGAAACGCGUAGAAGCAACGCUGCAAGCGUCGGCGACCGCGCGUCCACAACCUGCCAGUGAGCAGCAGACCCAGCCAGUGCACGGCAGCGGUGUCCGGCGUGCUCGCACGCCGUCGCUACGGCGCUAACGACACGCGCAGCAAAAUCCAGUACGCACCACCGACGUAUCCGAGCCAUGCGCAAAGCGCUCGCCGCGCUCGUCGCCGUCGCCCGCGCCGCGCUCGACCCGCUCUUACCGGCGGCGAGCCCCUGGACGCUGUCGACAAGACGACGGUGGACGCUCUCGAGGGCGACGCGGCGCCUCGUCUUCGAGGAGAAUGGAUGUUGCUGGUUCGACGACGACCAGAACGAAGAGGGCACCUGGGAAGUGAGGGGCGACGCCGUGUCGUUCACGACGGAAUGCGCCCAGAACGUGACGAGGCACUACCACUGCCUGCUACACCGGAACCACGGGCUGGACGGAACUUCCGGCCGGCCGCGCCUCGUCCGCGGCGUCACGGCGCGCGACCGCGCGGGCAGGGCGCGGCUCUUCCGGCCCGUUAUCGGCGCGUUCUCGGCCGACGCCGACGACUACGACCGGCGCGGCGAGGCGUAUGAGGAAGACGACAAGGCUUUGCUCGACGCCGACGGGGCGCCGCCGCGGUGAGUGGCGAUGUUGUGUAAUUCGUGUUCGUG